UUUCAUUUCCAUGGUUACGUAGAAACACAACGGCAGCUUGGCUUUGUCUAACAGAACAGCAGAAGUAUCUAAGUUAGCUCUAAAGUAAACCAAUUUGUUUUCUGUCAUCACGUAGACUCAUCAUCGCAUAACAAGAAACGUUGGGAGGGACGAAAAUGGGCGACGGACGUAAAGAUGAUGCCAGUUCACAAGGAUCCAAAGUUUCCUCGCAAAUUCCUGGACUGUCUCUCGACUUUCAGGAUAACGUUGAGGGGAAUGCCACUGGGCGCCGUUUAGGCGUUGUCGACACAGAUUCAAAUUAUGUUAAACUUGCAAAGCAAGGUGGACACAAAGGGUUAUUGUGGCAUGAAGAAACAAAUAUGCCCACCAAAACAAACUCAGCAUACAAACCACCUGAUUGGUUCUGUGCUGACUCAGAGGCCCCCAGCCUGACUAAAAGAACCGAUCCAGGGUUCUUGGUACAUGAGGAGUUCCAGAAAAGUGCAAGAAAGUUCAUACAACCGCCAGGUCUCCCCUUUGGGAGUGAUAAUAAGUCAGCUUGGGAGCGAGAGGCUGAUAGCAUUGCUACUAAAGAGAAGUUCAUACAACCGACAGGUCCUCCCUUUGGGAGUGAUAAUAAGUCAACUUGGGAGCGAGAGGCUGAUAUCAUUGCUGCUAAAGAGAAAAUCAUACAACCCACAGGUCCUCCCUUUGGGAGUGAUAAUAAGUCAACUUGGGAGCGAGAGGCUGAUAUCAUUGCUGCUAAAGAGACACUUGGUAUUGACAAUUCAGCAAACCAACUGAAGAAAUUAACCAUGCCACAAAGAGUUUGCCAGGAGGACCAGUUCAGAAAAUACAUUAAAAACAAGGACGAAUCCCCCGUCAACAUGUCCAAACUCUUGAGCUUUGGUUACCUAGAGGAAGACAAGAAUCCCAGAAGAACUCCUGCACAUGCAGGUGCGACAUCUGCUCUGGCAGGCGGCGCAGUGCGCCUGAAGCUUCCACAGUAGGAGGCCUGCGGACACGCACAGGAGCUCACUGUUCGCUGUGGCAGGCUUCUUCCUCUCUGACUGCGGAGGAUGGGCUCAGCACUUCGGUGGGAAAAGUUGUUCACUCUCAAGGAAUGUGCGAUGCUUAUGUGUGGGUGUGUGCGUGUGUGUAUGUUUUCUAUCUUGAUUGCGUGGCAUUUUUUUGUAGUUAUGCUGUUAAAAUUGCAUUAAAAGUCCAAUAGUGCUGUUCUGCUGACUUGCUGUGCCAUUUUGUUUUCAAUGUUACCAGGAAUGCUGCAUGAUAUGAUAAGAACAUAACUUCGAAUAAGUUGUAGACCCGUUUUCCAAUUGUAGGAUCACAGACAUGUCCCCUAACCAAAAGAUACAUCUCCCAGAUUUAUUAGACUCUGCUUUUAAAAUUGGAGAGAUUUUCACAAUUGUACUAGAUUUUUUUUUAAUAAAACGCUCUUUUGUGAGUAAGACAAUCCACUUAAAUUAUAUAUGUGUGUGUGUGUGUGAAUAUAUUAUGUAUUCCUAAAUAGUCCAGGGUGUUGCUGAUCUAUUUUUUAUGUUAUUCUCUGGUGUCGUUCGAUGAACUUAACAGUAAUUGUUCUUUACUGUUUUUAUGGCCUUCUGGGCAUAGUCUAUGUAUGUCACACAUGACUGAACCUAUGUAAAUAAAACCUAUGAAGCCA
This is a messenger RNA of Clupea harengus (Atlantic herring), 1663 nucleotides long. RefSeq lists its product as uncharacterized. The record is from RefSeq and is a predicted model, not a curated record. NCBI's taxonomy places the organism in Eukaryota, Metazoa, Chordata, Actinopteri, Clupeiformes, Clupeidae.